AGCGGCCCACGGGGAGCCUGGGGGCAGAGAUGGACGCGAAGAAGCGAGAGCGCCCCGACAACUACGGGGAACCAAGGACAUAUGACCCGGAGUUCAGAGGACCUAUUUAUAAAAGGAGCUGUACGGAUGUCGUGUGUGGCAUCAUUUUCAUCGUGACCAUCUUUUGCUACAUCAUCUUAGGACUUCUGGCCUGGGCCCAUGGGGACGCCAAGAAACUGGCAUACACCACGGACAGCAACGGGGAUUUUUGUGGCCAGAAGAACACCCGCAAUGAGAAGAAGAAUAAUUUGUUUUAUUUUAACAUUCUGAAGUGUGCCAGCCCCACAGUGCUAACGAGCUUCCAAUGCCCGACCAGGCAGUUCUGUGUCUCCGUGUGCCCGGACAGAUUUUUAACCUUCAUAGACGUGCAAAAAAAACAUCGAGUUGAUAGAAGCUCCUGGGAAUACUAUCGUCAGUACUGCAAGCCUGGCUUUAAUGACCCUUUAAAGCCCGUAUCAGAAGUUUUUCGGAAUGAAGAUUGCCCAUCAUUUAUUUUACCCAGCAGAUCUUUUCUCAAGAGAUGUUUCCCAGACUUAAGUACUAUCAAUGGCAUUUUGGCCCUAAAAAACAGGACAACGUUCAUUGAUGGAACUGGAUCUACAAGAAAUAUCGCCGAUCUCCAGAAAGGUGUUAAUGGCAUCAGUCGAAUCCUUACUAUGAGAACAAUCGGCUUGAAGGUUUUUGAAGAUUUUGUAAACUCUUGGCAUUGGAUUCUCAUUGGGCUAUUCCUUGCAAUGAUCAGUAGCUUGGUGUUCCUGUGGUUCCUGAAAUAUACUGCUGGCACAAUCUUGUGGUUCUUUGUGUUUGGUGUGGUCAUCGUUAUAUUAUAUGGAAUAUGGAUCUGUUACCGCGAGUAUAAACGUCUUCUGUCAAAACCUGGAACCGGAGACACUUUCUAUGAGAUUGGCUUUCAUUCUGAUUUGAGAGUGUACUUGCAACUGCGGCAAACCUGGUUAGCAUUUACGAUCAUGCUUUGCAUCCUGGAAGUGUGCAUUCUCCUCGCCAUCUUGUUCCUGAGAAAGAGAAUCCAAAUUGCUGUUGCGCUGCUGAAGGAAGGAAGCAGGACCAUUGGAUAUAUCCCAUGCUCCUUAUUGUACCCCCUAGUCACAUUCUUUCUUAUUUCAAUCUGCAUUUCCUACUGGAUCGUGAUUGCAGUUUUCUUGGCUACAUCAGGGAAAGCUGUAUUUAAAGUCCUGAAUGUUGGGACUAACUGCAAAUAUGCAAAUGAAACCUGUGACCCUCAGACUUUCUAUUCUACCAAUAUAAGCAAGGAAUGUCCAGGUGCUGGCUGCCAUUUUGCUUUCUAUGGUGGAAAAUCUAUUUUUUACGAGUACAUCUUAAUUUUCCAAAUCUUCAAUGCAUUUGUCUUCCUCUGGCUGGUGAAUUUCUCCAUUGCCCUGGGUCAGUGCACCCUUGCAGGUGCCUUCGCCUCAUAUUAUUGGGCCUUCCAGAAACCUAAGGACAUUCCCUCGCAUCCACUCAGUGCUUCGUUUGGAUGUGCCCUCCGAUAUCACACAGGUUCCCUAGCAUUUGGAUCUUUAAUACUUACAAUUGUACAAAUUCUUAGAGUUAUGUUGGAGUACUUGAACCACAAACUUAAAGACUCUAAGAGUAAAUCUGCUAAGUUCAUUCUAUGCUGCUUCAAGUGCUGUUUCUGGUGUUUGGAAAAAGUCCUCAAGUUUAUAAACAGAAAUGCCUACAUCAUGAUUGCGAUAUAUGGAGAAAACUUCUGCACUGCAGCCCGAAAUGCUUUCACGCUUAUAAUGAGAAACGUGGUGAGAGUUGCCGUGUUGGAUAAAGUGACAGAAUUCUUGUUAUGUAUGGGGAAGCUGCUUAUUUCUACUAGCAUGGGUAUCCUGGGCUUUCUGUUCUUCACAAAAAAACUCCCGGUCACACCACCAACACUGAAUUAUUACUGGGUGCCUCUGUUGAUGAUAAUUUUUGGGUCUUACCUCAUUGCCCAUGGGUUCUUCAGUGUCUUUGCAAUGUGUGUCGAUACCCUUUUCCUCUGCUUCUGUGAAGAUCUGGAGAGAAAUGAUGGAAGCCUAGAGAAACCUUACUACAUGUCCCCUGAGCUGCUUCAUAUUAUGGGCAAGAAGCAAGCCAAGAGAAAAGCAUAGAAGCUUCCACGCAGGGCUACCCACUCCCAAGGAGACCUUGAACAAGUAUGCCAGCCCAAAUUUAGAAACCAUGCUUUGGAGUGAUGGGCAGAGAGAGCCUGGCUCUUUAUGCUGAGGAGACGGGAAGCUGGUGACAGCAGCCACUGGGGAAAGAAGAGUCUUCCUGUGAGGCUGCUGCCCCU
Molecule: messenger RNA, 2341 nt
Organism: Vombatus ursinus (common wombat)
Lineage: Eukaryota; Metazoa; Chordata; Mammalia; Diprotodontia; Vombatidae
Gene: SLC44A5
Product: solute carrier family 44 member 5
Exons: 22
Coding region: 30-2159 (709 amino acids)
Biological process (GO): transmembrane transport
Cellular component (GO): membrane
Molecular function (GO): transmembrane transporter activity
Source: RefSeq, a predicted model, not a curated record